ACCCAACUCUCUCUUCAACUUGCAAUAACAUUAACUCUCGCAGGACAACGACAAGAGAUUGACAAAGAGAGAAAAAUUAAACAGAGUAUUAACUCCGUUUUAUUCAUUAACCUAAAGAGUCGUAGAAACAGUAUACAGAGUGAGGGAGAGAGAGAAAUGGAGAGACAACCAUGCUGUAAUAAAGUAGGGUUGAAGAAAGGACCAUGGACUGCAGAAGAAGACAGGAAGCUCAUGAACUUCAUCCUCACCAAUGGACAAUGUUGUUGGAGAGCUGUUCCCAAGCUUGCUGGUCUACUUAGGUGUGGUAAGAGUUGCAGACUUCGUUGGACGAAUUAUCUCAGACCAGACCAUAAAAGAGGUCUUCUCUCUGAUUACGAAGAGAAGAUGGUCAUUGAUCGCCAUUCCCAACUCGGCAACAGGUGGUCAAAGAUAGCUUCUCAUUUGCCGGGAAGAACAGACAACGAAAUCAAGAACCAUUGGAACACUCACAUCAAGAAGAAGUUAAGAAAAAUGGGGAUCGACCCUCUCACGCAUAAACCACUCUCUAUCGUCGAACAAGAGGACGAAAAACCCGUCAAGAAGUUGCAGAAAGUUCAAAUGCCUUUACAAGAACCAGCCGAGAAGAAUCUUGAGGAACCAAAUAGUUAUUGUCUAACCAAAGAAAGCAACAACACCAAGAACACGUCAAGACUUGAAGAGUCUUUAGAUCAUGAUCAGUUCAAUGCGAUGAAUCUUGAGUAUGGUGUCGAAGAUGUUCCUCUUGUUGAUCCAGAGUCUUUAGAGCUUAUCUGCAGCAGCUCAACAAUGUCUUCAUCCACGUCCACGCCUUCGAAUUCUUCUAAUGAUUCGAGUUUCUUAAAGGAUUUGCAGUUUCCGGAUUUCGAGUGGUCCGAUUAUGGUAAUAGUAAUAAUAAUGAUUAUAAUGAUGGUGUGGACAACAUUAUAGAGAACAAUAUGAUGAGCCUGUGGGAUGUUGAUGACUUUAGCAGUUGGGAUUUGCUGCUUUCUUCCACU
This is a messenger RNA of Camelina sativa (false flax), 1014 nucleotides long. Its product is annotated as transcription factor MYB20-like. The record is from RefSeq and is a predicted model, not a curated record. Lineage: Eukaryota; Viridiplantae; Streptophyta; Magnoliopsida; Brassicales; Brassicaceae.